AAGAAUAAGGAACUCAAAUUAUUUUUUUUAAUUUUGGAUCGAUGCAAGAGGGACCCAAUAUUUGGAAAAGGCUUGCAAUGGUGUUUUCCUGGAGAGAAGGGCCAGGAUUUCGGCGUCUUCUGUUUUUGCUUCUGCUCCUCGCGUUAUGGGAGGCCGGGAGGGGCCAGGUCCACUACUCGGUCCCCGAGGAGGCCAAACACGGCACCUUCGUGGGCCGCAUCGCCCAGGACCUGGGGCUGAAGCUGGCGGAGCUGGUGCCGCGCCUGUUCCGGGUGGCGUCCAAAAACCGCGGGGACCUUCUGGAGGUAAAUCUGCAGAAUGGCAUUUUGUUUGUGAAUUCUCGGAUCGACCGCGAGGAGCUGUGCGGGCGGAGCCUGGAGUGCAGCAUCCACCUGGAGGUGAUCGUGGACAGGCCGCUGCAGGUUUUCCAUGUGGAGGUGGAGGUGAGGGACAUUAACGACAACCAGCCGGUUUUUCCAAUGGCAGUAAAAAAUCUGUUUCUUUACGAAUCCCGGCCGCCUGGCUCUCGGAUUCCGCUAGAGGGCGCAGCAGAUGCAGAUAUCGGAGUAAAUUCACUGUUGACCUACAGUCUUAACUCCAAUGAAUAUUUUACCUUGGAUGUUAAAAGAAAUGAUGAGGAAAUUAAAUCCCUUGGACUCGUGUUGAAAAAGCUUUUAGAUCGAGAGGACACUCCUGAGCAUCACUUAAUAAUAACGGCAGUCGAUGGUGGGAAACCACAGCUCGCUGGCGCUACUCAACUAAAGAUCACCAUUCUAGAUGUAAACGACAAUGCCCCCGAGUUUGAGAGGACGGUCUACAAAGUCAAAUUAUUCGAAAAUGCACCAAACGGUACCCUAGUAGUGAUUGUUAACGCCUCUGAUUUGGAUGAAGGAAUAAAUAAGGACAUUGUAUAUUCUUUCAAUACAGACAUGUCAGCAGAUACUCUGUCGAAAUUCCACUUAGACCCGGUUAAUGGAUACAUCAGUGUAAAGGGUAACAUAGAUUUCGAGGAAACUAAGUUAUAUGAAAUCCAGGUAGAAGCGACAGAUAAAGGAAAUCCCCCAAUGGCAGAUCAUUGCACGGUUCUAGUGGAAAUUUUGGACACCAAUGAUAACGUACCUGAGUUGGUUAUCAAAUCACUAUCGUUACCUGUAUUAGAAGACGCUCCACUCGGCACCGUCAUCGCUUUGAUCAGCGUGUCCGACCGCGACUCUGGUGCUAAUGGGCAUGUGACUUGCACCCUGACUCUCCAUGUUCCCUUCAAGCUGGUGUCCACCUUCAAGAAUUACUAUUCGCUGGUGCUGGACAGUGCCUUGGACCGCGAGAGUGUGGCAAACUACGAGGUGGUGGUGACAGCGCGGGACGGGGGCUCGCCUUCUCUGUCGGCCACCGCCAGCGUGUCCGUGGAGGUGGCCGACGUGAACGACAACGCGCCGGCGUUCGCGCAGCCCGAGUACACGGUGUUCGUGAAGGAGAACAACCCGCCCGGCUGUCACAUCUUCACGGUGUCUGCGCGGGACGCGGACGCGCAGGAGAACGCGCGGGUGUCCUACUCGCUGGUGGAGCGGCGGGUGGGCGAGCGCGCGCUGUCUAGCUACGUGUCGGUGCACGCGGAGAGCGGCAAGGUGUACGCGCUGCAGCCGCUGGACCACGAGGAGCUGGAGCUGCUGCAGUUCCAGGUGAGCGCGCGCGACGCGGGCGUGCCGCCUCUGGGCAGCAACGUGACGCUGCAGGUGUUCGUGCUGGACGAGAACGACAACGCGCCCGCGCUGCUGCCGCCUGGGGCGGGCGGCGGGGGCGGCGCGGUGAGCGAGCUGGUGGCGCGGUCUGUGGGCGCGGGCCACGUGGUGGCGAAGGUGCGCGCGGUGGACGCGGACUCUGGCUACAACGCGUGGCUGUCUUACGAGCUGCGGCCGGCGGCGGGUGGCGUGCGCAGCCCGUUCCGCGUGGGGCUGUACACGGGCGAGAUCAGCACGACUCGCGCCCUCGAUGAGGCGGACUUGCCGCGCCAGCGCCUGCUGGUGCUGGUGAAGGACCAUGGCGAGCCGGCGCUGACGGCCACGGCCACCGUGCUCCUGUCGCUGGUGGAGAGCGGCCAGGCGCCGAAGGCUUCGUCCCGGGCGUUGGCAGGCGCCGCGGGGACGGCCCUGGUGGAUGUCAACGUGUACCUGAUCAUCGCCAUCUGCGCUGUGUCCAGCCUGUUGGUGCUCACGCUGCUGCUGUACACGGCGCUGCGGUGCUCGGCGCCGCCCAUCGAGGGCGCGUGCGGGCCGGGGAAGCCCACGCUGGUGUGCUCCAGCGCAGUGGAGAGCUGGUCGUAUUCACAGCGGAGGAGGCAGAGGGUGUGCUCUGGGGAGGGGCCGCCCAAGACCGACCUCAUAGCCUUCAGCCCCAGCCUUCCUCCGGGUCCCGUUAGCGGAGGUAUGGAAGAGCAGCUGGAUGUGGGUGUUGAUUUUUCUGCCAAAGUGAGUAAUUUUUUUUCAUCCUUUCGAAAAUGUCUUUAUUUUUUGUUCAUCAAUGUUUCUACUCCUUUGGAGACAUUUUAA
This is a messenger RNA of Ceratotherium simum simum (southern white rhinoceros), 2546 nucleotides long. Its product is annotated as protocadherin alpha-3. Gene Ontology annotation, cellular component: plasma membrane. The record is from RefSeq and is a predicted model, not a curated record. Gene Ontology annotation, molecular function: calcium ion binding. Lineage: Eukaryota; Metazoa; Chordata; Mammalia; Perissodactyla; Rhinocerotidae. Gene Ontology annotation, biological process: homophilic cell-cell adhesion.